GUAAUAGGCCUGGCCAAGCAAUCUGUCCUCCAAAUCCAGGGCCGAAAUGGCGGACCCCGCGAAGAAAGGCAAUGUGGCGCUUGAAGAGGACGACGAGUUUGAGGACUUCCCUCAAGAAGAAUGGGAGCCAUCCGUGGAAGACCUGAAGAAGAAAGAACUUUGGGACAAGUCCUGGGACGACGACUCGUUGGACGACCCUGUGGGCCAGCAGCUGCGGACGGUGCUCCCCACCGUGGCGCAGGGCGCCCAGGCGCAGCAGCAGGCGCAACAGUGAACACGGGAAUUGGUUUAGGAGUGAAAGUGAACAGAGGAAUGAGGGCUAGGAGUGCCGGGGGCCGUCUUGCAGCAGGAAAGGGGAGGGGGGGUGAGCAAGCAUCGUUGCAGUGCGCGGGCCUCCUAGCUGGUUUGGCCGUGCGGGGCUAGUUGAUUACUGCGCGCCAGGAUCGGGAGCUCCUACAGCCUUCUAGUCUGAGACGUCAGGUCUGUGUACAGCGGCACAUCUCCAGGAGACGCGGCGACGGAGCUUGGCUGGGCUGAGUCAGCUUCUGCAUGUACAUAGGGACCUCGUACGGCUGCGCUGCGGCCUCCAGUAGCAGCAUGAGGGACUCGGGACUCGGAGCUGACCUGGACUGUAUAGGCCCUGACAAGCUGGAUGGCGGCUAGGUGGCACGGAUUCAGGUGACGUGCGGUGAGUCUGGCGGAGGGGUUGCCGGCGACGGCGUGUGUCUGCCAGCAAGCGGACUCGCGGAGGCCGGCGUUGCCUCCUUGGCGGCGCACUGCCGGGGCGGCCAGUGGGCGAGAGGGCAACGCUGGAGUGGCCCUAUAGAAGCUGCGCGCUAUGUGAGGACGGGGCCCGCACGGGACCGCUUUCGGACUGGAUGUUUUGGCAAUUUGGGCUGAGCCCCCAAGCACAGCGAUUCAAAGGGGGGCGCCCCAGGAGCACCAAAACCACUACUGGCGCAAACUGCGAGUGGCGUACACCAGUAUUUAGUAAGGUCUGUUGAUCGCCAAUAGGCGGCGGGUCCAAAUCAGCAGGAGCGAGAUGAGGUAGACUGGGGACGUGGCGUGGGCUCAGCCCAUAUUUCCCUUGCGAGGGAAACACCACCUUUCUUGAUGUACCGUAUGCACCAGCCGCAUGCCUCGCCAACCUGCUUGAACCCUGUCCCAUCACACACCAGCCGCAUGCCUGUGUGCCGCUACCUGGCAUGAUGUGACGGUGAUCCGUGUUUGUUGGGUGCAUGAUAGACGGGGGCAAAGCGACGAGCCGGUGCUGCGCGCACGUGUUGCACGGCCGGCGCAUAUCGGGUGUCUGAGUGCCGGAGUGGAUGAGUGUGCGAUGGGACAGUGGUAAGGCAGGUUGGUGAAGUCCCAGCUGAUUCCCAGACCCCAGCAGGUGGCAAACAACCGGGUGUCUGAGUGCCGGAGUGAAUGAAGCAGCAAAGAAUGAGGAGAGUCUGGAGUCUGCUGACACGGUGCCAUACGCAAGUUGACGCACAUGAUGUGCUCCCAGGCGGCAGCGUGGCAGGGAUCUGAACACCUGGUGUUGGUUGGGCCAGGGCCUGGGUGUAUCCGCGGAUUGGGCGAUGUUGCUGUCGCCUGCGGGAUGUCUUGACUUUCCUUUCACUGUGUCAUAAGAUUCAUGAGACGUAACCGCGUCCAGUAUGCAGUAUGAUGGUAACGUUCAUCCG
Messenger RNA from Chlamydomonas reinhardtii, 1688 nucleotides. RefSeq lists its product as uncharacterized. Lineage: Eukaryota; Viridiplantae; Chlorophyta; Chlorophyceae; Chlamydomonadales; Chlamydomonadaceae. Gene Ontology annotation, cellular component: proteasome complex; proteasome regulatory particle, lid subcomplex. Gene Ontology annotation, biological process: proteasome assembly; mRNA export from nucleus; double-strand break repair via homologous recombination. The transcript is spliced from 2 exons. The record is from RefSeq and is a predicted model, not a curated record. Bases 47 to 274 code for a protein of 75 amino acids.